Rana temporaria (common frog) is the source of this 818-nucleotide messenger RNA. Its product is annotated as protein ATP6V1FNB-like. The coding region runs from base 144 to 689 and encodes 181 amino acids. The record is from RefSeq and is a predicted model, not a curated record. Lineage: Eukaryota; Metazoa; Chordata; Amphibia; Anura; Ranidae. The transcript has 2 exons.
CAUUCUCUUCACACCGCAGUCUCCCAGGAGAUGUCAAUAAACUCCAAACAGGAGCUACUGAUCACAUUUCACUGGCCUGACUGCAGGUAAUCUUCUCCUUUCCCCCCAGUAAGAACCUGAUUGCAUAACCCCUUCCAUUCGCCAUGAGAGACCUGCUGACAACCAGAAACCAGAAUUGCUGGAAAGAGAUCAUUGACAAGGAAACUCUCACUAGGAUGACUUGGAAGCUUAACUACAACAAAGAACAUCCUAAUGAACCCAAAAUGCAGCAGACCACCAGAAAAAAGAGAGCGUUUUUCAUCCCCCAGCCUGUGACCACCUUACCGCCUCUUAUCAAGACUCCUCAACCCCUAGUGAGCAGGGUGGACGAACCAGACCAUGACCGGAUGGACAUCCUGAACCUGUCCGAGAUGAAACCGGUCAAUCUUCACUCCUCCAAAGUCUUAUAUGAUGGCUUCACCAAGGAGGGCAAGGGAAGGUACUUGUAUCUGAAGAACAGAAAGCAGUAUGGCCCAGAGGAAAAGUAUCCACAUCCCCUCUUGUCAUCUUGGGAAUACGGCUGGAGGUUAGGUGAUGUAGUAAAAGAAUUCAAGACUCCGAUCCAUGGAAGAUCCCGCAUAGUGAAAGACACGUUUUAUAGCAAGAAUGGUGUAAUUUCUAUACCAAAAGACACCGACAAGAUGCUGUGACCGUCGCCAUCACUCCAAUGAUUUUCUGAUUUACAUUUUUAAAUACAUUUUUGCUUGACCAUUCUUAAUAUAAGAAAAUGUGUCCAAUCACAUCAGGCUGUUCUGUAUUAAAUGUUUCUUUAUAGACUG